AUUUGAGGUCGGCUUGGUUGUCCAAGAGUGGACUCGGAAUCAAUAAUCGCCUAAAGCAGCCAUUUUCAAACAAUAGCCGGAUUAGGAAAGCAACCCCACUUGUACCUCGAAGCUUACCCCUGUCGCCCUUAGCUUUUACCCCGGAUUUCUGACAAACACGCGACGGUGGCCUUUUCCCCAGAACAUCAGGACAGUUUGUCAACACGAAGAGAAUAGUAAGCAGUUGCAUAGUGAUAUCGGGUCACUCCUGCUAUUCAUUACCUUCUUUCCACUUCAUGAAUUGAUUCCCUCUUCAGCUGCUACAGCUUCAUCAGUAGUCGAGUAACUCCAAAAUGGUCUACACCACAGCUAUUGUUGCCGCUCUUCUUGCAGCUCUGCCUGUCAAUGCUGGUCUCUAUCCCAAGAGCUCCAAAGUUGUUCAAGUUGACGCAAAGAGUUAUGACCGCCUCAUUGCCCAAUCCAAUUAUACCUCUAUCGUCGAGUUCUACGCUCCAUGGUGCGGACACUGCAAGAAUCUCCAACCUGCAUACGAAAAAGCUGCCAUAAACCUCCUGGGGCUUGCCAAGGUAGCAGCAUUCGACUGUGAUGACGAAUCGAACAAGGCUUUCUGUGGAGGCAUGGGCGUGAAAGGAUUCCCCACAUUGAAGAUUGUCAAGCCUGGCAAGACCCCUGGGAAGCCGAUAGUCGAAGACUACAAUGGAGAACGAACUGCGAAAGGAAUCGUGGAUGCCGUCAUCGACAAAAUCCCGAACCAUGUCAAGAGAGUGGAGGACAAGAAUUUGGAGGCUUGGUUGGAAGAGGCCAACGAAACGGCGAAGGCUAUUCUGUUCACGGACAAGGGAAAAACAAGUGCAUUGCUGAAGAGCAUUGCAAUCGACUUCAAGGGGAGCAUCAGUGUAGCACAAAUCAGAAAUACGGACAAGGAGAAGGCUUCUCUGGAACUCUUCGGCGUCAGCAAGUUCCCUACGCUUAUUCUGCUUCCAGGAGGCAAGGAGGCCGAAGGAAUUGUCUACGAUGGAGAAAUGAAGAAGGACCCUAUGGUGGCUUUCUUGUCACAAGCAGCAUCGCCUAACCCCGAUCCUGCUCCAGCGAAGGUCAAGCUUCCCAAAUCAAAGGACUCGAAGAAGUCUAAAGCCAAAGCCAAGGAAUCCUUCGAGGAAGCUUCCAAAACACACGCUUCAGAGGAGGGUAAGACUAAUAAAGCAACGGCUACCGAUGAGACGUUGGUUGAGGAAGCUACCGAAUCCCCGUCACCUGAGGUCGAGACUGAGAAGCCAGUUGACCUUCCAGUCCCCGCUCCAGCAAUCGGUAUUUUGGAAACAGAGACCGAACUUGAGGCUGAAUGUCUGGGUUCUCGUACCGGCACUUGCAUUUUGGCUCUUCUUCCCUCAACUCCUGAUGAGAUCGCUGCUACAGCCGUUGGAUCGCUUUCUGAGAUUGCUCAUAGACAUAAGCAGCACCAGCGAAAGCUAUUCCCAUUCUACGUCCUUCCUGAAAAGAAUACAGGGUACAAGCAGAUUAAGGACGCAUUGGCAUUGUCAGAUAUGGCUAUCAUUGCUGUCAAUGGUCGUCGAGGCUGGUGGAGAACGAUUCCAGUCACUGGAGACAAAAUCUCUGACAAGGACGUGACUGAGGAGGCAAUUGAGAACUGGGUUGACAGCAUUAGAUUGGGAGAGGGUGCGAAGCAGAAGUUGCCAGAGGGUUUAAUCCCCGAAGAACCAGAAGAGACAACAACAGAGGAAGAAUCGACCUCAUCCAAGACACCAGCCCCGUCUGAGGAGCCUAUUGUUGUGGAAGAAGUUAAGGUCGAGGAGAAGACGGAGCAAAAGCCUAUUGAUGAUCACGAUGAACUUUGAAGGGCGAACCGUGUGGAUGUGACUUGGUGACAGGUCUUUCGGAUGUAUAUUAGCGGGCAUUUUGCGAAUGAAUUUUCCUCAAACUUUUCCUUGCCUGAUAUCAAUACCAUAACUCCAGGGUAUCAUGCUCCAUUGCCGUAAUGCGUGAUCAUGCUAUAGUUGACUCCCAUCCAAGAUCUUCUUCCCUCUCUCCUUCACGACCUGAUCCAGGAUCUCUCUGAUUUGCUUACAUCCAUCAACACCCACAGCAAGCAUGCCUUCUAG
Messenger RNA from Mollisia scopiformis, 2120 nucleotides. RefSeq names its product thioredoxin-domain-containing protein. Gene Ontology annotation, molecular function: protein-disulfide reductase activity; protein disulfide isomerase activity. Gene Ontology annotation, cellular component: endoplasmic reticulum lumen. Lineage: Eukaryota; Fungi; Ascomycota; Leotiomycetes; Helotiales; Mollisiaceae. The record is from RefSeq and is a predicted model, not a curated record. The transcript is spliced from 2 exons. Bases 333 to 1856 code for a protein of 507 amino acids. Gene Ontology annotation, biological process: response to endoplasmic reticulum stress.